Messenger RNA from Chelmon rostratus (copperband butterflyfish), 1355 nucleotides. RefSeq names its product dysbindin-like. Lineage: Eukaryota; Metazoa; Chordata; Actinopteri; Chaetodontiformes; Chaetodontidae. The transcript is spliced from 4 exons. The record is from RefSeq and is a predicted model, not a curated record. Gene Ontology annotation, biological process: negative regulation of protein kinase activity. The coding region runs from base 177 to 776 and encodes 199 amino acids. Gene Ontology annotation, cellular component: cytoplasm.
GAGGGGAGCGGGGAAGCAGAGCGGCGGCGUGGCGGUCAGCGUCAGUCACUUCGAGCAGAGGCGGUGGGAAAUGAUCGGCAGCCCCCCUGCUGAACUCUCACAGGGCUGAGCGGCCGUCACACACUCACCACCUCUGACUGAUCAUCCCUGUUUCCUACGACUGCUCCAGCAACAGGAUGAGCUCCUCGUCAGCCAACCUUCACAACAAGCGCCUGCCCUCGGAGGCCGAGCGUGGCCAGAGGCUCCCAGAUGUGGACGCGGCACAGCAGCUCAAGUUGAGAGAGAGGCAGCGCUUCUUCGAGGAGGUCUUCCAGCAUGACGUGGAUGUCUACCUGUCCUCGGCGCACCUUUGCAUCCGAGACUACAAGAGACCUCCAAUCGGCAGCAUCUCCUCCAUGGAGGUGAAUGUGGACUUGCUGGACCAGAUGGAGCUGAUUGACAUCUCUGACCCAGAGGCUUUGGAUGUCUUCUUCAGCGCCGGGGGAGAAGAGGGGGUGCUGACCUCCCCGCUGCCAGUGCAAGGAAACAACAACGACAAGGAGGUCAUCAGUAAUGGACUCUUUCGACAUGUCCUUGAGGGUCUUGAGGCCAAGUCCCGCAUGUCCUCCACAUCUUCAAACUCCUCUUCCGACAGCCAGACCAUGAACGCCAGCGGGGGGGACACCCCUGUAGUCAGGUCAGACGAUGAGGAAACACAAACCAGCACAGUCAAGAGAAGAGCCGCGCCUCCAGAGCCGGAGAAGGUGAAAAAUCAGAGUCCAUCACCAUCCUCAUAGGAUGCACCGUCUCCACAUUAGAUCUCCACCUGCAGCACCACAGCUGACACCUCGGCAGGGGGCAAAGAGCUGACUUUGGUAUUUGAGGCCUCUCAGCUGCGACUGCCUUCCACACACCGGCUCCUAUCACUGCUUUCAAUCUCUCCUUUGAUUCACGAGUUGUUGGUUGGGUCCUGUGUUAGUUUUGGAGGUGGGGACCGUGAACUGUAAAUACGGAGAUUUCCAAUGAAUUCUCACCUGCUUUCAUUCUUGUCUUGGCAUGUUUUGAAGGACAACACUUGUUCCCCUGUUUCUGAUCUCACAGGACUUGCAGUUGAUGAACAAUGACUUUUCUAUUUCGUAUUUAUCGGUAUUAACACAACCCAAGACAAGCAGUGACUGGAAUAAAGAAUGAUAUUUGGAUGACGUAUGUGUUGAGGUAAAGUUAGUGGUCGCAAGCUUCAGAUUAUUAAAAUGUACUGUUUUUGAAAGCAACACAUUGUCCUGCCAAUGCAAAUUCUGUUUUCUAGCUCUAAUUUUAAAUGAAUCUCUCACAAGAUGUCUUUGUUUUAACAAUAAAGGAGGAAAAGAUAUUCAUGA